This is a messenger RNA of Achroia grisella, 1000 nucleotides long. RefSeq names its product neuferricin homolog. The transcript is spliced from 4 exons. The record is from RefSeq and is a predicted model, not a curated record. Gene Ontology annotation, cellular component: endomembrane system; membrane. Lineage: Eukaryota; Metazoa; Arthropoda; Insecta; Lepidoptera; Pyralidae. The coding region runs from base 44 to 817 and encodes 257 amino acids.
CUAAAUAAAAACAUUUACCUCUAUAAGAAAGUAUUAGACAACUAUGAUUAAAUUUAUACAUAUCCUAAAAAAAAUAAUCCCAUUUCUGUUAGUUGUAUUGUCAAUUACUUAUCGUGAUCGCUUAGGAUUUUUAUUUUAUAACUUCUUUACCUCUAACGUUCCGGAUAUUAAUGUAUAUACGGUUGAACAACUAGCAUUGUAUAAUGGCAUUAGUAAGAAUAAAAUUUAUUUAUCAAUCAUAGGAUCUGUUUUCGAUGUCACCACAGGUACGAAACAUUACGGUCAAGAAAGCCCAUACCACUAUUUUGUAGGAAAAGAUGGUUCAAGAGCAUUUGUCACUGGAGAUUUUAAAGAUGAGAGUUUAUAUAAAGAUCACAUAUUAGACUUGCCUUGCAAUGAUUUGUUAACUUUAAAGAACUGGAAAGAUACAUUAAGAGAUAAAUAUAAAGAAGUUGGUGUUUUAAUUGGUAGAUACUAUGAUGUGAAUGGAAGAGAAACAGAAUAUAUGAAAAUGUUCUAUGUAGAAACAGAAAAGUGUAUAAUCGAGAAGGAUUUAGCUAAAAAAGAAGAAUUAAAGUUUCCACCAUGUAAUAUUGAAUGGAGCCCAGAUGCAGGCACUAAAGUCUGGUGCACUAAAACCAGUGGAGGAGUGAAAAGAAAUUGGGUAGGAGUGCCGCGCCAGCUCUACACACCAGGACAGGACAUGCCUCGCUGCACAUGUGUGAACAUUGAAGACAUUGAUAAUUCUGCAGCUAUGUUCAAAGAAUAUGAUAAUUGUCCUAUCACUUCUACUUCUUGUAUUAUAAAAAGUAAUUAGAUAAUGUAAAAUUAUAUUAAGAUAAGCAGAUGUGAUACAUCAUAAAAAGUAACAUUGAAUCUCAAGCUGAACCUCUUUCAACAAGAAUGGUAAAUUGAAUAAGCGUAAGUAAUAUAUUCAGAGAGAUUAUGUAAAUUAAUGUUUAUUAUUCCUAUUUUGUGACUUUCUAAAUUUAAAUGGUUG